Messenger RNA from Stomoxys calcitrans (stable fly), 5838 nucleotides. It is a transcript of the gene ens, whose product is annotated as ensconsin. Gene Ontology annotation, cellular component: microtubule cytoskeleton. Lineage: Eukaryota; Metazoa; Arthropoda; Insecta; Diptera; Muscidae. The transcript has 15 exons. The record is from RefSeq and is a predicted model, not a curated record. Bases 99 to 3857 code for a protein of 1252 amino acids. Gene Ontology annotation, biological process: microtubule cytoskeleton organization.
AACCCUGAUUAUUACUUGUCUUCGUCAUUUUAGUUCUAAAAAUUGUGAAAGAAAAAAUUUAUUUCUGUUGAAUUAAAAUAAAAUAUUAGUGGAUAAAUAUGGCGAGUCUUGGGGGUGAACACGAAAUUUCAACAAACGAUCUACCAGCCGAAACAACAAAAAGAACAGAAAGCCGGGAAGGCAGUGUAGAAAGAAAAGCAGCCAAAGAGCGUGACGAUAAAUUGAAAGUUGCUCGAGAACGUCAAAAUGAGGAGAGACAAAGAAAAAUCGAGGAGCUAAAGGCUCAAGCGGAAGCAGCACAAAGAUAUCGUGAACAAAAAGAAGAAGAACGCCGACGAAGAAUCGAUGAAAUACGACAAAGGGACUCGGAAAAGCGUACACAGGUUGAAGAACGAAAGAAGGCUAUAAUGGAAGCCGAAAAAGAAAGACGUGAAUAUAUACAGCGAAAAAAUAUGGAAAGAGAAUCAAGAAUCGAAGUAAAAAAACGAGAACGAAAUUCAAUUGGUUAUGCUUUUGGUUCGUCAACACCUCGCCUCUUAGAGCCCGCCGAUUUUGGCAUGGUAUCGCCCAGUACAUUUUGGGGUCAGAGAAGGUCAACUUCAAUAUCAAAUGUUGCUGGUGCUUCACUUUCACGUCGUAGUUCAGAGCGUGAACUUAACGAUUGUGGCUCUAAAAAGCGUGCAACAUCGGCCAGUGGCACAGACAGACAUGAGGAUCAUCAUCGACGUAGUAGAACAUCAAUGUAUGAAGUAUUUAAUUGGGGCUAUAUCAAUGAUGAGCCACCCAAAAGAUUUUCACUUUCAAUUGUUGGUAGUGAAAUUAACAUAGAUGGACCACCACUACCAGCAGCACCAAUAACCACGUCAACUACUGCGAAUGCAACUACAAACGUCAUCAGCAACACCAAAAACACAACCAACACAGAGAAUAGUCAUCAUAACAAUCAUCAUUAUAGACAAUAUUCAAAUCAUAAUAAUUUCUAUACAUCUGCUAAGGAAGAUAAUGUUGACGCCUCACAUAUCGUGUUUCGAAGUGUGGCCAGAAGAAAAACUGACCUUAUGCCAACAAUACCGAGUCCCAGGGAUGGCCAUUACGGUUCCCGAUCGUCAUUAAGUAAUACACCUUCUAGAACACCAGGACGUGCAUUUUCCAUGAACCGUUUGGAUCAACUGGCUCAACCCAUUCGCCGCAAUGGCGAACACAUACGAGCCAUUCUAGAACGUGAACGUCGCGAACAAUUGGAAAUGAUGGAUGAGACCGAAUCUCUGGGCGGUGGCCGACGCUCAGGCCGCAAAGCUGGCUCCGCUGGAUCGAGUGGCAAAAUGUCGCGCAGUAUGAUACAUUUGGCUGGUGAAGGGGCACCACGUCCCAAAUAUAAUUUAGGUGGGGGCAUUUCCACCAGCUUUUUACCAUUGGGUAGCGGCAGUAGAAAUGCCUGUAUGAGUAUGACACAACUGGGACAUUAUUGUUGCAAUGAUAACAGUAAUGCCACCUGGUCGUCGUCAUCCUUUGCAACACCUACACGCUCGAAUUUAGGCUUACAAACUGCCGCCACCAAAAAAUAUCUACAAUCAUCACUAGCUUCAUCUGCAUCCAACACGUCUAAACGAGGCCAGAUCUCUAAUACUAACCUCUACCGUUUCGAUACAGACUCAUUGUUACUCAUGAACUCUCCUAGUUUACUCUUAAACCCAGGUUCACGAUCUGGCACAGUAACUCCCGGCGGCCACACGACUUCACGACCCGGCAGUGCCAUGUCCACAUCCACUACAAUGUCAACAUCUGGGUUUAUCAACAGACGAUCAAUGCCAGCUGCUCGCAAACCCCGUCCAGCCAGUAUUGCCGGUACGGUUGUAUCGGUAGAUGAAAUAAAUAAACUUAAAAAAGAAAAUAAACCGCCCGUGAAGAAUGUAUCACUUUCACCCUCAACAUCCGCACAAACCACACCUAAGCGAUCAACGAAUAUGAUGUCCACAUCUCUUAUUGUGACCUCAUCAUCCUCGCGUCUUUUCAGCGCCGAAAAGAAGACACCAAUCAAAAGGGAACCGCUUACUCCCAAAGUCUCAACACCAAAGCCGCUUUCAAAAACAGCCAGUUCGGAUCGCUUGCACAAAUUGAGCAAAGAAAAAUCUAAAGAUAUAAUGUCCAAAUCGGCCAUAACGCCUCCCAUUAAGCAGACAAUGUCCAGUAAUGGCAAAGACCAUCAAAAUGCUGCCACCAAGAGCAAAGAACAGAAAGAAGCACUUAACCAAGUCAAGACAGAGGAAUCCCUUACUAAAACCACACCUCCUCAGCCACCCGCUGAAGUUAAGCAGAACGGCGGAGAAGGCGGUGAGGUGGAAUCGAAAAAACACUCUGAUAAUGAUGAUGGUAUUAAGGAAAGUUCCCUUGUUGAGGUCUCACCUCAACACGAAGAAAAGGCUGAUGAGGGCACUGAAAAAGAACCGGAUACUGAAUCGGAAUCGACUUCAAUUGCAUCAGUGCCACAGAAACCGAAAUCUCGCAGUGGCAGUAAGGAAGGUUCAAUGGUGCGUGACUUGCCUCCUGCACCGUUGGUCGACAACAAUGAUGCAAUGACUGCUUCUAUGAUGGCAAAGAGUAAAAUUACUACCGAGGAAGAAGCCAAGGCUGCUUUGGCCGAAAGACGACGGUUGGCUCGAGAAGAAGCCGAAAGGCAGGCCGAAUUGGAAAGACAACGUUUGGAAGCUGAACGAUUGGCUGAGUUGAAACGGCAAGAAGAGGAGGCAGAACGCCAGCGUCAGUUCGAAGAAGAAGCUAUGCGUCUAGCCGAAGAGCAACGUAAGGCCGAAGAGGAGCGUUUGCGUCAAGCCAUAGAGGAAGCAAAACAACGCGAAGAAGAGGAAAGGCAAAAACGCGAAGAUGAAGAGAAACAGCGCAUAGAACGUGAAGAAGCCGAAAAGAAGGCCAAAGAAGAAGCCGAAAAACAAAAGAUUGAGGUCGCAGAACGCCUAAAGCGCGAGGAAAAAGAACGCGAAGAAAGACGAAAACGUGUAGAAGCUAUUAUGUCACGUACCCGCAGAGGUGGUGCCGCCACCAACACACCAAAUUCCACUCCUACAAAGGAAAAUAAUAACUCUCCCAAACCAAUAGAUGCAGUGGCCACUCCUACUGGUGAAACAAAUCCUGUGGAAGCAGAAGCUCAACAUCUCACACCAAAUUCAAACAACAUCAGUGACACAAACAUUUCAUCUGAAUCCACCACACCAAUAAUACCAACAAAUUCCGAAGUCAUAAACAGCAGUAAUGACAACAGUGGUCCUACAUCAGGUUCUAGCACCACAUCCAUAACACCAUCAACUCCAGCAACCGCAUCACAACCUGAAACUCAAUCGCAAAUACAGCAGUCAACGCCUGUAAUUGCUGCCAAUAUCGCCAACACCACCACCACUGAACCUCAGAACACACAAGCGAUGUAUGAGCAAUCGGUUAUUGAUAAAGAAAACUCCCUCAUCAAUAGUUUUUCCAAUAUGAUUAUUGAUGAGAAUGUCAAGAAUAUUCAACAAAACUUGCAGCAGCAACAGCAAAUACAAGCGCAAAUAGUUGCUGAAGAAACAAAUGGCAAACAAAUCUUUGUCGAAUUGCAGAAUAAUGACACCAAUACAACAACGCCACAAUCGGUAGCUAAUGGCAAUGGCCAUCACAUAGAAAGUAUUAACAACAAGAAUGAUAUCGAUCUUUUACAAACAGUGGUACCAUCAACUAACCAAUUGAUUGAUUUGAGUCUUGAACCACAAGACACUGUUAAUUUCAACAAUAAUAAUAGUUUAAUAACAACAACUACUACAACGCUAGUCACUGCUGAUAGUCAUGAAAACAAAGAUAUUUCAUUGCUGUGAGUUUAUGGAUAGAUAGAAGGAAAUAACCGAGAUUAUUGGAUGUAUAGGUCUAUGUAUCACCACAUAUACAUAUAUACACAUAUAUAUAUUGAAUGCAACAAAACAAGUGGUUAGUUAGUUCUUCAUAAAAAGACCACAAUGAUGAUGAUGACAAUGAGAUGAUUGUGUUGAAAAUAAUGCUGAUGCCGCUGUGUGAAGAGAAGAGAGAAAAAACAAACGAAAGAUAGGCCACCAAAAGAGAUAAAAGAAUGGUUUGAUGAAUAAGGGAGUUGUACAAUGACUCCAAAAUCUGAUGCUCGAAAGAGAAUACAGAGGAGAACAAUAAUAACAACAAAAUACAGACACAUCCAUCCUCUGCAGAUAUCCACAUAUAUACACAUACACACAUAACGAAAAAGAAAUUACGCGACAAAUUAUGGUUACUAUAAAACUAUAUAUAUACACACACACACAUACAUACAUACAAACAAACAUAUAUACAAAAAAAUAACUCUAAAAGCUUUUGGAAAAAUUAUUAUUAUUAUUAUGUGAAAACACUAUGUUUAAACAUGAAAAAUGCGAGAAAAAAACAUCCUAAAGAAAAAAAUAUAACAGUUAGCUUAGUUUGUAGAUAAUUAUUUAAACAAAAACCGAAAUCUUAUUUAAAACUGCUUCUUUUAAAGAAUCCUAAAUUAUUUUAUUUUCGAAAAAAAACGGCCAGCAUUGCUCUAUGAAAAGAAAAAAUUUACUGGACAAAAACGCUUCUCAAAACAAACAGAAAAAAACUAAAAAAUAAUAUAAAAGCGUUUUCAAAAUAUUGUUUAUCAUCAUUCGUUUAUACCAUUUUUGUUUUUCCAUAACAAAAAAAAAAAACAUAACAUUUUGUAUUUUCUUUUAACAGUGUGCCUAAUAAUUAGAGCAAAUUUUUUCUUUUUGGAGAAAACAACAAAAAUUAUACACAUAUAUAUAAAUAUACAUCCAUGCCUAGCAAUAUUUAUAUAUGUAGAUGAUGAAGAAAUAGAACAUACUAUAUAAUAUAUAUAAAUUAUAUAAAACAAAAGAAAGCAAAAUUUAGAUAUUUGUUGAAUACCAAGACCGAUCGAUUACAAGAUGACUCAUAAGCAAAACAAAAAAAAUUUUACGUAUCCAAAAAAAGGGCAGAAUGUUUGUAAUGUGUGUUUUUUUUUCUUUGUAAGUGGUGGAAUUUUCGUCUGUUUUGGUACUUUCUCAAAAGACAAACAUUCAAUGCACAAAUAUAGUUUGUUCGUUAUUUAAGGCCUUUGGGCUAAAUUUGCUACUUGUUUUAUUGUAUGAAAAAUAAGAAGAAAAAUCAAAGUCUUUAGUCUCCUCUUGCUGUUUAAAUCAAAUGUAUGAGCGCAUAUAAAUUUCUGUAAAGAUAUUCUGCCUUUUUCCCUUGCCCUCCACCAACGCCCCACUCUUUCAUUCACUCACUGGCAAAAGAGCUUUUCUCCUUGUACCACUUGUUUUCUUGUAAAUCGUGUUUAGGUUAUUUUGUCAAUGAAAUUGUGCAACAAUUAUUCGAUAUAUUUUGUAUUUAAAUAUUAUUUUUAAUAUUACAAAAAUAAAAUAAAAUAAAAAAACACAUAUGGUAGCAUUAUAGGUUAAAAUAAUUUAUAUUAAAAAUUAAAAAAAAAACUGAAACGUAAACAUAAACAUAAACAACAAAAAAUCAAUAUCAAACUUAAUUAACAUCCGCCUCUGUAAUAAAAUACAAAUUAUAAAGGGAAAAUUGGAAGAUAUAAAUUUGUGAAGAAAUUUAAGCAAAAUAAGGGUCUGAUUGUAAUUUUCAAAAACAAACAAAAAACAAAAUAAUGCUUGUGAGAAAUUCAAGCCUCUUUAAGAGAAGGCAAAAAAAACAUUUGUAUUUUAUGUAGUUAAUGUUAAUUAUAAAAUAUUAUUUCUUAUAUUAAAACCUUUUUUGUAUUACCAAUAAUAUUUAAACCAACCAACAAAAUUAUGCUUUGAUCUACAACUGUUUUAA